This is a messenger RNA of Lactuca sativa (garden lettuce), 653 nucleotides long. RefSeq lists its product as uncharacterized. The record is from RefSeq and is a predicted model, not a curated record. NCBI's taxonomy places the organism in Eukaryota, Viridiplantae, Streptophyta, Magnoliopsida, Asterales, Asteraceae.
GCAAAACAAGUGCAUUCCACCGAAAGAAAUCUUUCCCCACAUUAGAUAAGCACCAUGACCACCACCUUCACCGCCACCAUCUUGCCGGAAAAGAUGGCUGGUGGUGAUCCGCUUCCAAUUGAGAUAGGAGCACGUGGUACAGUAGGAAACCUUGUGAUGAAGGAGAUAGAGUAUUUCAAAAGACUUGAAGCUGACAGUCGUGGUGGUGAUCAUGGUAAGUGUUCGAUAAGAACCACUUCAAACACCAACAAAAAACACGGUGGUGAUGGUGGUGGUUCUAAAUUUUGGCCUAGUUUCGGAUUCUUGACAUGGCGGAGGGCUAAGAGGAAGGGCGAUGGUAGUGGUAGGUUUUUGCCUAGAAUGUGCACCAUGGUAGAUGUCGCCGACAGCCGCCACCACAACCACCAUAGAUUGAGUAAGAUCCCUAGUUUCAGUUACCGAAAUCUUAAAGAUGAUGUUAGCCAAUUCGAUGUUUAACCACCGUAUUAAACAAAACAUGGUACAUCAUCAGAUAUUGACAGUCAGUUUUCCGUACAAUUAUAUCUAUAAAAUAUUCACCAUGUAAAGUAAAUAUAUGGCAUCUUGUUUUAUAUGUUUGAUUUGCAUAAAAUUAAGGAAACACGAAAGUAAAUUCAUUUUUUUGAGCUAAAUAA